Messenger RNA from Merops nubicus (carmine bee-eater), 1886 nucleotides. RefSeq names its product sorting nexin 9 (gene SNX9). The record is from RefSeq and is a predicted model, not a curated record. The transcript is spliced from 17 exons. Gene Ontology annotation, molecular function: phosphatidylinositol binding; protein binding. Lineage: Eukaryota; Metazoa; Chordata; Aves; Coraciiformes; Meropidae. Gene Ontology annotation, biological process: plasma membrane tubulation; mitotic cytokinesis; endosomal transport. The coding region runs from base 6 to 1787 and encodes 593 amino acids. Gene Ontology annotation, cellular component: cytoplasmic vesicle; plasma membrane.
GUGUUAUGUAUGAUUUUGCUGCUGAGCCUGGAAACAAUGAGCUGACCGUCAGUGAAGGGGAGAUCAUUGUGAUUACCAACCCGAAUGUUGGUGGAGGCUGGUUAGAAGGAAAAAACAGCCAAGGUGAGAGAGGACUUGUUCCAACGGAUUAUGUUGAGAUUAUAACUGAAGGUGCAAAAGAUGGAAUUAGCUGCGGUAACUCAUUAGCUGACCAAGCCUUUUUUGAUUCCCUUUCUUCAAAUACAGCUCAGACCAACUCUGCUGCAACAAGCAGUAAUCAGGCAAACAACGCCAGUGAUCCUUGGUCCAGCUGGCAUGUUGGGAAAUCUGGGAACUGGGAUAAUGGAAAUGCUGUUGACAACUGGACGACAAAACCUGAAAGUGCUUCUGGCCAGAGAAACAGUGCUUCAAAUAACUGGGACACAGCAGCAGCAUUUGGUCAUCCACAGGCAUAUCAAGGACCAGCAGCUGCUGAUGACGAUGACUGGGACGAUGACUGGGAUGACCCAAAAUCAACUUCACCGUCUUACCUUGGUUACAAGGAGACUGAGGCAUCAGAGGCUGGCGGGGUCCAGCGUGGAAAUUCUCGUGCAGCUGCUAUGAAGUUACCACUUAACAAGUUUCCUGGAUUUGCAAAACCUGGGAUGGAACAGUAUCUGUUGGCAAAGCAGCUAGCAAAACCAAAAGAGAAAAUUCCUAUAAUUAUUGGUGAUUAUGGCCCAAUGUGGGUUUAUCCUACCUCUACAUUUGACUGUGUGGUGGCAGAUCCAAAAAAAGGUUCUAAAAUGUAUGGUCUCAAGAGCUACAUUGAAUAUCAGCUGACCUGCACUAACACUAAUCGGUCUGUCAACCACAGAUACAAGCACUUUGACUGGUUGUAUGAACGUCUCCUGGUUAAAUUUGGAUUAGCCAUUCCAAUCCCAUCUCUUCCAGACAAGCAAGUAACAGGGCGCUUCGAAGAAGAAUUUAUCAAAAUGCGGAUGGAGAGACUGCAAGCCUGGAUGACGAGGAUGUGUCGCCACCCUGUUGUCUCUGAAAGUGAAGUUUUCCAGCAAUUUCUCAAUUUCCGAGAUGAAAAGGAGUGGAAAACCGGAAAGCGGAAGGCAGAAAAAGACGAAACUGUAGGAGUCCUGAUCUUUUCUACAAUGGAACCAGAAGCUCCUGACUUGGAUAUGGUAGAAAUAGAACAAAAAUGUGAUGCAGUGGGUAGGUUCACCAAAGCAAUGGAUGAUGGAGUUAAAGAGCUGCUGACAGUAGGACAAGAGCACUGGAAGAGGUGUACAGGGCCACUACCUAAGGAAUACCAGAAGAUAGGAAAAGCAUUGCAGAGCUUGGCACUGGUCUUCAGCACUAGUGGAUACCAAGGAGAAUCUGAUCUCAAUGGAGCAAUAACAGAAGCAGGAAAAACCUAUGAAGAAAUUGCCAGUCUUGUGGCAGAUCAGCCAAAGAAAGAUCUUCACUUUUUGAUGGAAACAAACCAUGAAUAUAAGGGAUUUCUUGGUUGCUUCCCUGACAUCAUAGGAGCUCAUAAGGGAGCAAUAGAAAGAGUGAAGGAAAGUGAUAAAUUAGUUGCAACCAGUAAAAUAACGCCACAAGACAAACAGAACAUGGUGAAACGUGUGAGCACCAUGGCUUAUGCACUACAAGCCGAGAUGAAUCACUUCCACAGUAACCGGAUUUAUGACUACAACAGCGUCAUUCGUCUGUAUCUGGAGCAGCAGGCACAGUUCUAUGAAACGAUUGCACAGAAGCUGAGGCAGGCACUCAGCCGCUUUCCUGUCAUGUAGAGAACUGGGAGAAGUCAACAACACAGAACAACUCCGAAGUGCUUUUCUGAUUUGGCAGCAAUGCUAAUAAAAAUUUGUUAGCCUUUGCCAGCCAAAAAA